ACUAGUACUUCAGCGGUGGAGGGGGCGUGGCAGAAAACUAGAAAAUUGAAAACUGCGGCGCGGCGGGCGGGGAUGGAGGAAAGGGAAUCGGAUCCCGAGGGGGGAUUCUCGAGGGAGCGCCACGUGGCGUUGAUGGAGAUGAUGGCGGAGGAGCUGCCGGGGGAGUACGCGACGCAGGAGGUCAACCGCCUCACCCUCGCCUACUUCGCCCUCUCCUCCCUCUCCAUCCUCCGCGCCCUCCACCGGGUUGACAAGGAUCAAGUUGUCAACUGGGUUUUAUCCUUUCAAUCACAUCCAGGAAAGAACAGUGACUGGGAUAAUGGACCGUUUUAUGGAUUCUAUGGUUCUAGAACAUCCCAGUUCUCCGCCGACGAAAAUGAGCAGAUAGUAUAUCCUAUAGGUGGUCAUUUAGCAAGUACCUAUUGUGCACUUGCCAUAUUGAAGAUGGUUGGCUAUGAUUUGUCAAUUAUCAAUUCCGAGGCACUUUUGAUCUCAAUGAGAAGGCUUCAGCAGCAUGAUGGGAGUUUCAUGCCAAUUCAUUUUGGGGCAGAAACAGAUCUCCGCUUCGUGUAUUGUGCUGCUGCCAUAUCUUCCAUGUUAAAAGAUUGGUCGGGAAUGGACAAAGAGAAGGCUAAAGAAUAUAUACUUAAGUGCCAGUCAUAUGAUGGUGGCUUUGGUUUAGUACCAGGUUCCGAAUCUCAUGGUGGAGCGACAUACUGUGCAGUUGCUGCUCUCAAGCUGAUGGGUUUUAUUUACACUGAUAUUUCAUCAGCCAAAAUUGAACACUCUACCCUUAUUGAUGUGCCAUUGCUUGUUGAGUGGAGCUUACGGAGGCAAGCGGAAGAUGGGGGUUUCCAGGGCAGACUGAAUAAGCCAAGCGAUACAUGUUAUGCUUUCUGGGUUGGUGGAGUCCUGAAAAUGUUGGGUGCUUACUACUUGCUUGAUCAUGGUGCUCUGCGCCAAUUCUUGUUAUCAUGCCAAUCUCCGCAUGGUGGCUUCACAAAAUUUCCCAGAGAGCGGAUACCUGAUCUCUACCACACUUAUUAUGGAUUUGCUGCUCUGAGCUUGUCUGGGGAGCAAGGACUCGACCCACUCUGUGUCGAAUUGGGGAUCACUAUGUAGUCCGAUCAACUACAGAUUUGCACUAGUGUACUUGUUUAAAUGUCAUGACUAAUUCAAUCGUAAGUUCUCUUUUUGUGGGAUUUAAAUUUUGGAAUCCUUUUUUUGUUAGUGCAAAGGUGAUAGUAGAAAUGGCUCCAAAUGAUCUUUUAUCUAAACUGUGGGAGAAGAGGUGAUAGAAAGAGUUGGGAUUACAUAGGAUUAUGAUAGAUUGUAGUGUUGAAAGCUGAAAUCUUGUUUUGUUUCUCAAUA
Molecule: messenger RNA, 1371 nt
Organism: Ananas comosus (pineapple)
Lineage: Eukaryota; Viridiplantae; Streptophyta; Magnoliopsida; Poales; Bromeliaceae
Product: geranylgeranyl transferase type-1 subunit beta
Exons: 11
Coding region: 73-1122 (349 amino acids)
Biological process (GO): protein geranylgeranylation
Cellular component (GO): CAAX-protein geranylgeranyltransferase complex
Molecular function (GO): CAAX-protein geranylgeranyltransferase activity
Source: RefSeq, a predicted model, not a curated record